AUGUUCCAGCGGCAGCACCGCAGCCGGGUGACGGUGGCGCGCGGCUCCGCGCUGGAGAUGGAGAUCCGGCGGGGCCGCUUCCGCCUCAGCCUCCUGGGCGAGCCCGAGCAGGGCACAGACCUCCAGAAGAAGAUCGACCACGAGGUCCGCAUGCGGGACGGCGCCUGCAAGCUGCUGGCGGCGUGCACUCAGCGGCCGCAGGCGCUGGAGGUGACCAAGAGCCUGCUGGUCUGCAACAGCCGCAUCCUGGCCUACAUGGCGGAGCUGCAGCGCAUGAAGGAGGCGCAGGUGAUGCAGCACAUGGCCCGGCGUCCUUCCGAGGCUGGACCCACAGACAGUCGCUUACCCUGCAGGGGCCGAAUCUGUGUCUCAGAUCUGCGGAUCCCCCUGAUGUGGAAGGACACGGAAUAUUUCAAGAACAAGGGGGACCUGCAUCGCUGCGCGGUGUUCUGCCUGCUGCAGAUUGGCACGGAAAUCUACGACACGGAGAUGGUGCUGGCGGACCGGACGCUGGCCGACCUCUGCUUUGAGAACGCCGUGCUCUUCACCGAGGCCGGUCCAGACUUUGAGCUGAAAAUUGAGCUCUACAGCGCCGCCCUGGAGGGGGACUCUGCCCUGGGUGCCACCCCCAAGAAGCUGGCCAGCCGCCUGAGCAGCUCCCUGGGGCGGUCCUCGGGGAAGCAGAUGCGGGCUGCCCUGGAUGGGAGCGGCCCGGGCAGCAACGGGGGGUGCAGUCCACUGAUGCUGCCCCCGGCUGCCAGCACAACGGGGCCCAAAUACCAACUGCUGGCCUGUGCCCACCUUGGCCUGGCGCACGUCCAGGACGCCUUUCGCACCCAUGACCUCCUUGUCACUGGCAACGAGGAGAACUCCUUCUGGCUGCCCCUGUAUGGCAGCCUCUGCUGCCGCCUGGUGGCCCAGCCCAGCUGCAUGGUGGAGCAGGUGAUGGCCGGCUUCCUGAAAGUGCAGCAGGGGGAGCAGCUGGACUGGCCGAGGCUCUUCUGCGUCUUGCGUGGCACCAACCUUCUCUGCUACCGGCGCCCUCAGGAUGCCGAGGCCCAGGAAAAGGCUGCCUUCACCAUUGCCAUCAACAAGGAGACGCGCAUCCGGGCCAGUGAGAAGAGCCCCAGGGGCCCCGUCCGCUGCAUGUCGGUCACCAACCACUAUGGAGGCGAGGAAGUGACCCACAUGCUGCAGGCCGAGUCUCCCGCGGAGGCCCAGCGCUGGAUGGAGGUCUUCUGGCAGCACUUCUACGACAUGAGCCAGUGGAAGCACUGCUGCGAUGAAGUGAUGACGGUGGAGAUGCCGUCUCCACGCCGCCCUCCACUGCUGCUGCCCAAGCAGGGAUCCCUGUACCACGAGAUGGCUAUUGAGCCGGCCGAUGACAUCGAGGCAGUGACCGAGAUCCUGGCCCGGCGGGUGUCCAACCUGGGCGAGCCCGUGUGGCUCUCUCUCUUCGAGGACUCCUCACCCGGCAUCGCUUCCAACAGCAGCCACGGAUGCUCCAGCACUGACCCGUGCCCCCCGCAGCUCCCCUGGGGCCGUCCUCGCACUUUCUCGCUGGAUGCCAAGCUCAGCAGGCUGAAGGGGCGUGCAGGACGCCCACCACCUUCCCCUUUGCCCAAGGCCCCUGGCCCUUCCUGCUCCAGCUCGGGGUCCUCCAGCAGCUGCAGCUCAUCUCCGGACUCGGAGCGGACCCUGCAGACCCCCACCCGGCCCUGGUUUGACCCUCGCUUGUGGCUGCAGUCCCAGGUCUGA
Messenger RNA from Protobothrops mucrosquamatus (brown spotted pit viper), 1758 nucleotides. It is a transcript of the gene RTKN, whose product is annotated as rhotekin. Gene Ontology annotation, cellular component: actomyosin contractile ring. Lineage: Eukaryota; Metazoa; Chordata; Lepidosauria; Squamata; Viperidae. The record is from RefSeq and is a predicted model, not a curated record. Gene Ontology annotation, biological process: signal transduction; mitotic cytokinesis; actomyosin contractile ring assembly. The transcript is spliced from 12 exons. Bases 1 to 1758 code for a protein of 585 amino acids.